AUCUCAAAAAAUUUAAAAAUCAUACACCUUCUUCCUAUUUUCUUGCUCUCUUUUUUUCCCGUUACAAUUAUUUCCAAAUCCGAACCCACAAGAGAAUUGGAGAAAAAAAAGGGAAACUUAAGGUAGUAAGUUUCAUUUGUUGUCCACACGGUGAAUUUCCACAAAGCAGCUACCACUUUUCUUGACAGCGUGUGUUUAAGGCAAAUACAGGAGGCGCCCUAAAAAGCCCUUUAUCUUCAAAAGUCAUUACUCAUACCUUGUAGGCUUCUAGAGAUGGAGAGAGAAGGGAUUGAGAAGGAGGGUCCAUUCUGAUUCAUUUGGGAAGCAUAUUGCAAGAAUCAUCUGUCUCUCUGUUUCUCUGUUUUUGGGAGAUUUUCUUGCAAAUUUCACAAGGAUUUCAUCUGUGCUGAUUAGAUGGCUUGUUUUAGUGGUUUAGGAAUCGGCUUGAGUUUUCUCUUCGGGUGCAUCUUCUUGGGCCUUGUUGCAGAAAUUUACUAUGUGCUGUGGUGGAAGAAGAGAAACACCAGCAGCAGCAGAGGGAUUGAGCAUCCGUUCUACACCAACCAUAUCAAACGGAUUCCUCAUCUGUUUCGCUGGAAAAAACCCAGUUCAGAACCUGCUUCCAAAACCCAACAAGUCACCAAUUCGUUGACGAACCCAGAUGCCAAUAACGGCCCUGAACCAGACCUUGAGUUGGGCCUAACCAAGGAUUUGCUGCAACGACACAAAGGCUAUGGGGAAGAAGGUGUGGAAGCAGAGCUGAUCAGGCUGCACAAUCUCUGUGGCCCGCCCAGGUUUCUUUUCACAAUCAACGAAGAAACGAAGGAGGAUUUGGAGUCCAAUGAUGGGAGAUCAAGAAAAGGGUCUAGAGCUAGAAGCCUCAGCGAUUUUCUUGUUUCAAUGGAGACCCCUGUUCUUACCCCUUUGGCUUCACCAACAGUGAAGGGUAAUAACAACCCGUUGGAUUCCUACAGUGGGUUCAAUCCUCUCUUUGAAUCGUUUUCGGAGGCAGAGAUUAACAAGAUGAGAUCUUCGCCCCCUCCUAAAUUCAAGUUCUUGAGGGAUGCCGAAGAGAAACUGUUGAGAAGACUGAUGGAAGAAGCACAAAAAAGGGCACUGAAUCAUUACGGGUCUGUUGUCCAAGAUUCUGCCGUGAAGGCUAAUCCCAAUUCCAAUUUGGCCGCAGAAGAGAAAGACGGUUCUUUUGUUAGGGUGGUUGUUGGCAAGAGCAAAGAGAGAGAGGCAACUGCUUCACAGGUACUUCCAUUGGCUUCAUCCCCUUCAAGAUUCAGACCCGUUGAAUUCGAUAACAAAAAUCCCGUACACCAAUAGAUCCUCAUGAAAAAUUGACAUCAAUGGGGUUUCUGCUUUUGUUGUUUUAUUUUAUUUUUUGUUUCUUAAUGUUUGUUAGAUUUACCGGUUGAUGACAUCUGUUUGCUUAGCUUAGUUUUUCUCUCUCGAAGAACAGAGGCUUGUGUGUAUUUUGGCUGUGCUGACUGCUGAGUGGAAAAUAUAGACUGUUCAAUCAAUCAGCAACAUCUUUUCAAGCAAAUUGAUAUUCUAUCCAAA
Rhododendron vialii is the source of this 1569-nucleotide messenger RNA. RefSeq lists its product as uncharacterized. The record is from RefSeq and is a predicted model, not a curated record. Lineage: Eukaryota; Viridiplantae; Streptophyta; Magnoliopsida; Ericales; Ericaceae. Bases 415 to 1332 code for a protein of 305 amino acids. The transcript has a single exon.